Bathycoccus prasinos is the source of this 1731-nucleotide messenger RNA. Its product is annotated as citrate synthase. The record is from RefSeq and is a predicted model, not a curated record. Gene Ontology annotation, cellular component: mitochondrial matrix. Bases 1 to 1731 code for a protein of 576 amino acids. Gene Ontology annotation, biological process: carbohydrate metabolic process; tricarboxylic acid cycle. Lineage: Eukaryota; Viridiplantae; Chlorophyta; Mamiellophyceae; Mamiellales; Bathycoccaceae. The transcript has a single exon.
AUGCUUUCCGCGACUGUUGCACGACGGAACUUAGUCGCGAGGAGAAGAAUACAAGGAGAGAUUACGUUCAGCGCAAUACGAACGACGGUUUUAUCUUCUUCUUUUUCUUCUUUUUUAGAGAUCGUCGACAACAACAACAACGUCGAGAGCAGCAGCAGCGGUAGUCGUAGGAGUAAAAAAUCUAGUUGGAGGAGCACCUUUGGUAAUAACGAAAGCAGUACAAGCAGCAGUUCUUCUUCUUCUUCCGGCGUUGGAAGACCAGGAGCAGGAGGACGUUACGAUCAUCAUCAGUAUCAUCGUCAUCAUCGGAGCCACUUUUUUUCAACGACAUCAACAACUGCGAAGGAGGAUUUGGAGGAGAAGAAGGCUGCUUUUGAUGGGCUCAAGGCACAAAUCGAGUCACAAAUCCCAAGCGAAAUAGCGCGCUUAAAAGCGUUGAAAACGAAAUACGGGCAGGAAAAAGUCGGCGAGGUGACCGUGAACAUGCUCAUGGGUGGCAUGAGAGGGAUCGUCGGGAUGCUCUACGAGACUUCUCUGUUAGACGCGAACGACGGGAUUCGUUUCCGAGGGUUGACUAUUCCCGAGUUGCAAGAAAAGUUACCGGGGAAGCGAGAUCGAGAGCCGAUACCGGAGGCGCUUUUGUUCUUAUUGCUGACGAAUAAAGUCCCCACGGAGAAAGAGGUGGAAGCGCUGAGAGCUGAUUUAAUGGAAAGAGCGGAAAAGUUCGCGAAGGAAUGCGCGAUGAACGAUGCUGGGAAUAAGAGUAAAAAAAAUGUCUUUGACGCGUUGCGAGCGCUUCCGGAGGAGACGCACCCGAUGACGCAACUCUCCGCGGCGUGUUUGGCCAUGCAAAACGAUUCAAAAUUCUUGAAAAUGUACGCCAGUGGGACGAUGAAGAAAACGGAGUAUUGGAAGUACAUAUACGAGGACGCUUUAGAUCUGAUCGCAAAGUUACCGGUCGUUGCGGCGUAUAUUUAUAAAAGGUCGUGCGUGAAAGAAGCGGCGAGGAAAUCGAGCGAGGUUCCAACCGUAGAUGCGAGUUUGGAUCUCGCCGCGAAUUUCAGUCAAAUGAUGGGUUUCUCUUCCAACGAAUGUAAAGAGCUCAUGCGUUUGUAUUUGACCAUUCAUGCCGAUCACGAAGGCGGGAACGUCUCCGCGCACGCCACUCACUUAGUCGGUUCGGCGUUGUCCGAUCCGUACUUGAGUUUUUCAGCAGGUUUGAACGGUUUAGCCGGCCCGUUGCACGGCUUGGCGAACCAAGAAGUUUUAAAAUGGUUGAAAGAGGCGCAAGUAGCGUUAAAAGGCGAUUAUUCCGCGGAAACUGUAAAAACUUUCGUGGAAAACACGUUAAAAUCCGGUCGCGUCGUCCCGGGCUACGGCCACGCCGUCUUGCGACGAACCGAUCCUCGCUACGAGUGUCAAAGAGAGUUCGCCUUAAAGCACAUGCCAGACGACGAAAUGUUUCAACUCGUCUCCCGCUUAUACGAAAUAGUUCCAGACGUUCUCAAAGCGACUGGAAAAGUCCAAAACCCGUGGCCGAACGUGGACGCGCACAGCGGCGUUUUGCUCCAACACUUUGGCAUCAAAGAGGAGAACUUUUACACCGUCAUGUUCGGCGUCUCGAGAUCGAUCGGGUGUUUGAGUCAGUUGAUCCUCUCGAGAGCGCACGGGUACGCCAUAGAGAGGCCAAAAUCAGUCACCAGUAAGUGGUUAGAGGAGAAGUUUCAAUAA